AUGAUGCAUUCGCUUAGAUCUCUCUCCGGGGGUUUCGACUUCCUUCAUCUUGGGAAGAGCUUCAAGCAUUGCAGACUCCACGGCUCUCAAAACAUUUUCUAUCUACCGAUGGAUGAGCCUGGCGAGAAGCCUCGCAUGCAAGAAUAUAAAGUUGAUCUUAAAGACUGCGGGCCAAUGGUCCUCGAUGCCCUAAUUAAAAUUAAGAACGAACAGGAUCCAACUCUGACGUUUCGGCGCUCUUGCCGUGAGGGCAUCUGUGGCUCUUGUUCAAUGAAUAUCGGGGGGAAAAAUACUCUAGCAUGUAUAUGUGAAAUCGAUAAAAAAAUCAACAAGAAAACAAAAAUUUAUCCUCUACCGAACAUGUAUGUCAUUAAGGAUCUUGUUACUGACAUGGCCAAUUUUUAUGCCCAAUAUCGCUGGAUAGAACCCUACCUCAAAAAGAGGGAUCCAGACGCAGAGGCCAAUAUUGGGAAAGAGGCUUUCCUCCAGUCAGUUAAGGAUAGGGAAAAGCUCGAUGGCCUUUACGAGUGUAUACUCUGCGCCUGUUGCUCCACUUCUUGUCCAUCUUAUUGGUGGAAUGGUGACAAGUAUCUAGGACCUGCUGUCCUAAUGCAAGCCUACAGAUGGAUGAUCGAUUCCCGAGAUGAUUACACUUAUGAACGACUUAGUCAAAUGCAGAAUAAGUACUCUGUAUACCGUUGCCAUACAAUCAUGAACUGCACAGAAACAUGUCCGAAGGGUUUGAAUCCGGGACUUGCGAUCGGGGAGAUCAAGAAGAUGCUAAUAUACUUCAACUCGCAUAAAGAAAAGGCUGCAGAAAAGGGCACUGCCAACGCCUAG
Protopolystoma xenopodis is the source of this 840-nucleotide messenger RNA. Lineage: Eukaryota; Metazoa; Platyhelminthes; Monogenea; Polystomatidea; Polystomatidae. The record is from the annotation of a GenBank genome assembly.